AUGAACGACAACCGUGAUCCCAGGGGCCUUCGCCCGAGAUUGAACCCCUUGUUGACCUCGUCUCUUGGCCCCUUCUCACAACAAGGCAGUACUCCAAUCUCUGCCAUGUCGUUCAGCUCCAACUCUCACAACGCCCCGACUCCCUCGAGCGCCAUCCUGCCCUACAACCCGCAAGAGUGGCUGCCAUCCCCAAUGCCUGGGCCAGGGCCGGAGAGGAGCCACCAGUUGAGCUCACCUGACUCCACUGGCUCGCCUCUGCCCCCUCCUCCGUACUCCCCUCCGCGAAGCCAGAGGCCGGCCAGCAUGUAUCUCGAUGGGGCUCCCGCUGCCAACAUGUCUCUGACUCGAGCGCCUCUUCCCACAGUUCAUCGUCCUCCACCUGAGCCUGUAGGAAACCAGUCAUUUCCACCUCCCCCAAAUGCUAGGGGCUCUUCUCGUGAGAGGCGAUUCGGUCUGCCAUCUUUUGGACGGAGGAAAGACCCAGAAACGACGCCUUCCCCGGAGUCAAUCGGCGGAGGCCAUCGCCAUCCAUUUUCCAUCUCAUCCUCGCGACCAAAUCCUUUGAGUAUCCAGAUACCGCAAGGCGGCCCCUCGAGGAAUGGCAGCGAUGCUUCAUCUCAAGGCUUACCUCCAGGCUCGCGUAGAGCAGUUUCCACAGGGGCUCUUGACACGCCAACUUCAGCGAGGUCGAGAUCAGCUUCACAGACGAGAUGGAAUCAAAGCAUUCCUUUGCCGCCGCCACCUCCCGGCCCUCCGCCUGCGCAGUCUCGUUCUCAAAGCACCAGCAGGAACUUCACUAGCGGGAGCGACCCUGUUGCCUCACCGCCGACGAGACGGCCGCCUCCGAGCGGUGUCACGGCUCUUGGCCCGGUGCCACCUACGCCUGCCAACUGGGUGGAUGAGGAGCAGACCACCUCUCAGUCUCAAACAACACCUCAAGAACCAGCCCGGCAACGGUCCUCGUCUGUGGACCCACAUCCGGCUCAGAGGGUUGAUGCCAGCGCGGAGCCCGAGUCCUCGAGUAGCCCAAGUGCUGCUUUGAACAGGAACAACGCAGUUCGAGGCGACAAGACGUUGCGAGAAAGGCGUAAUGAAAGCCGGACGAGGUCCACGCGCCUUUCAAUUGAUGGAUCUAUUGCUAACAUGGACAACAUUGUUGUUCCACCACCGUCUGGCGGGCUCUCGAGGAAGAUGACCAUCGGCAGGGGAACUCCAAGAAGUGGUGGAUUUUCUCAAACCACGCCACGCAGCGCAGGGGUGGGGGACAAAGAAGAAGAGAGCAGCGGGUCAACGCCACGAGCUCUUGAUUCGGCAAGAGGACAGUCAAGCACGCAAAUAUCAACGCCUCCAUUUUCUCCGCGGCCACUGGAGUCUCAGCAGGCCUCCAAGAGUUCGUCAUCAGUGGCUCCGAAAGCUCUACCAACGCCACCUGCCCAUAGCCGAUCGGCUUCGAGCUCCAAAGCAAGGAUGACGCUCGAGCAAGUGCUUGCGACACCUAAAUCUUCGAAAUCGAUCAACAGAGACUCGGUCAUCAAGCAAAACCCAGAACAGUUCUCCCGUGACACAGUUGAGCGGUUCCAGAUUUUCGCCCAGGAGGAAGCGGCAGCUACCGAUGACGUAGAGAGAGUUUGUCUGUUCGCUGACUUUAUUGUCAAUGAGUCUAGGAUCAGGAGGGAAAGGUACUCGGCAGCAAUCGGCGCCAUGGGCUCGGAGAUCUUCGACUUGACGCGAGACCUCUUCCGUCCUAUGGUCAGUCGCCGGGAGUCAACGACCUCUCAGGGGAGCGAGUGGACCCCGCAAUCAUCUUUACCCAGCAGGUCUCAUCGCGGUUCGAUCGGGUCCACGUACCAGGGCGAGAGCUCAAAACAAGGAGAGUCGAGCUCGACUCCUGCCUCGACGAGUUCCGUUCCAAUGUCACCAACUGGUCCGCCCCCGAAUAACCCUAAUUGGAAUACCGACUACCGACCAACGCUGUCUCCCAUUCUAAGUAUGAGUGUGAGUGACAACCAUGACGCGGACUCUCGCGGCCGCCCUGCCAGCCGUUGGUGGGAGUCUGCGUCUUCUGGAGAUUCGACGAGGUGGGAGCGAUCGAAAAGGGAGUCCAAGUACAUGAGCGUACCGAAAGAAGCACGCGAGGCUCUUCAGUGGCUCGACAGUCCAGGGGAAUCCAGCAUGCGACAAGCCUCGGAUGAGUACCCGCCGGAGAAGCAGGGCUGGCACGAGCAACAGCCCGAUGAGACCUACCAAGCCUUUACUCCUCAGGCUACACGAACACCAUUGCAGCAGCAGUCACUGUCUCUUCCCAACACCCCAAACCCAAACUACACUGACAUCUCAAGACUAAUAACGCUCCCACCGCCAUACCCCCGCCAUCACCCGGCCGUGAACAACAAUCACCCUGACCUUACCGAGAUCCGAGCCUCAGUCCGUGCCCUAAGCGAUCUCGCCGAGGUUGAAGCAACAAAGGACCGCUUCAAUCGCGACAGCCGCACCCUCCGCGAGGAAGGCGAGGUCGCAGCGAACAAGCGCCGACAAGCCCUCCGCGCCAACCUGCAGCAGGAAGUCGGCUUGGGGCGCAUGACGUACAACGAAGCCGCAGCCAUCGACGCAGAUUCAAAUGAGAGCGAGAAACAAGCCACGAAGGACCUGGAGAAGAAAGACUUCGACCGAUUCCAGACCGCCGUGGUGGUCCCGCUGAACGACCUCCUCACGUCGCGUAUAACAAAAGCCACGCAGCUCUUCGACGAGCUUCGGUCGCGGCUUUUCGUGGAGACUCAGGAGCCCAACCCCAACAUGCCGCAGGAGGAGGGCGACGAGCACCCUGAGCUGCUGGAAAAGCUGACGCUGCUCAAGUGGAUCUUCGAGGCGCGCGAGCUGCUGCACCGCGCCGUGUACGACCUGCUGUCUGACAGGAACGACCGGUAUCGCGAAAUGGUCAUCAUGCCGUAUCGGCUGGCGGGCAACGAGGAGAAGAUGGCGCACGCGUCGGCCUUCUUUGCCGAAGAUGCGGGCAAGCGGGCGCUCGCCUUCGCCAGCGAGGUGCUGCAGCGCACGAGCGAGUUCCACGACGUGGUGGAGAAGAACGUCGUGCGUGGCGUAGAGGUCCAGCUGUCGGCGUUCUGGGAUAUCGCGCCGCCGCUGUGCCGGCUGCUGGACAGGGUGCCGCUGGGGCCCGGGCCCGGCGGCGUCGUUGACGACGACGAGGCGGCCGAGUGGGACGGCCGCACGCUCGCCGACUUCCGGAUCCAGAUCCCACAGGCCGAGAUCGUCGAGAACCCCAGCUACGUCGACCACCCGCUGCAGUACUUCUUCAGCCUGCUCCUGCACUCGGAGAAGUCGACGUACCAGUUCAUCGAGUCGCAGACGAACCUGUUCUGCCUGCUCCACGAGGUCAAGGAGGCCGUGGUCGCCGCGCAGGCGAGGGUGAUGGAGGAGGACGGGCGAAGCAAGGACGAGAUCGAGGCCAUGAAGAGGCAUGAGGGCCGCAGGCUGACCAACGACCUGCAGGAGAAGGUCCGCACCGUGCAGGAACAGUGGAAGAGCGCCCUGGGCGACAGGGUAACGCACGUCAAGGAGCGGGUCGGCGGGUGGCUGCUUGAGACUGGCGGGUGGGAUGAGAGCCUGGAGGAGAGGGGAGUUGGGUCCUUGUGA
Messenger RNA from Diaporthe amygdali, 3651 nucleotides. RefSeq lists its product as uncharacterized. The record is from RefSeq and is a predicted model, not a curated record. The transcript has 2 exons. NCBI's taxonomy places the organism in Eukaryota, Fungi, Ascomycota, Sordariomycetes, Diaporthales, Diaporthaceae. The coding region runs from base 1 to 3651 and encodes 1216 amino acids.